UUCAACAUAUAGGAAAAAAUCCCAAAUCAAGAUGAAUACGAUGAUUUCGUAAAUAAAUCAUCGGAAUCUGAAUAACUACAUGGAUCCGAGGUGUUCGUAAAGUUUCCUUCCUUCCAACCGUAGUUCUAGUAAGCGCAGUACGUGUGCUUGAUGGUUUUUCCGUAGCUGUGAAUCCGAAACUGUGGUGGCGCAACUGUGGUGGAUGGCACAAUAGUUGAAAAGUGUUGGCAAAUAUCGCUCGAUAUUUAGGGGCGCACUGCUGCUGUUGCUGCUACUGUACGUGCUGGUGCUAUUUUUGUUCGCUGCCGAAGCUAACGGGUCAGUUCGUUUUACCAAGAACCGACGACAAACGAACCGACCGAAUCCAAUACUAAAAAUCGUCCUUUCGGUUUGGUAUUAGGAGUGGUGUUCUGCCUGCUAGUAUGUCGGGUUCGUCGUCUACGAACAAGCCAGAACAACAGCAUCAAGAACGGGAAACUGAACUGCAACAGCAAUCACCACAACAACAACCGCUGGAUGAAACACUACAGGAACAGCAUUGCUCCCAGCAGCAACCAAAAUGGAUCUGCGAAUACUGUACGUACGAAAACUACCCGAUGUCCCUUAAAUGUAUCAUGUGUAAAGGUCCGAAGCCGCUUCUUAAGGAGGAUAUCUUUCGCUUAAGCCCAACUCAACAGCUUAGUGCGACGAAUCGAUCGAACCCUAAUCUAGCAAGUGGUGCUGUAAAAUCGACAACGAUCGCAGAGCUUGAUACUAAUCAACGAUGGCCAUGUACGGCAUGUACCUAUUUGAAUCUUCCCCACACCAGACGGUGUCUACAGUGCGAUACCGUACGCAAAGAGGAGCUGAUGCCAGUGCAGCAACAACUGCAGCAGAAAGCAUCUCCACCAAAAGUGAUCAGCGAGUACGAUAGCAUUAGCGAUCAGCUGAAUGCAAUGAACAUUUGCCGUAGUGCCAGCCCCGGUGACGAUGGAACAAGCGUGUGCACAAGCGGCACUGGAAGUGGUAAGCGUAAUCGCAACAAUUCUCCUGCAUCGGGUGCUUCGUACGGUUCGAGUUCACGUUUAGCAACGCCCGCACCAGACAGUGAACCGGUCGGGAAAGGCUGUGCGAGUGAUUCCAAACACUCACCCUCACCAGUGUCCUCUUCGCCCGUCAACACUAUGGGUCGGGCCGUGGCCAGCUCACCCAGCAAUACGGGCAAGUGGUUUUGUUCCGUUUGUACGUACGAAAAUUGGCCAAAAUCGCUCAAGUGUUCAAUGUGCUUACAUGCGCGUGAGUCGCCCAGCAGUAACGUGGGAAACAAAAGUAAUCAAGCAGCCGCUAAAGCGUCCCCGGAACACGACGAGAACAGUAUCAACGUGGCUAGCAACAUCAUGGUGAACAACAAGCGCAACCAACAGUUUGUAGGCCAUGCCGACUCGAUCAACAAUAUGGAUGCGUGUAAGCAGGAGCGCUAUCUGCAGCUACUGCGUCGACAACCGGACUGGGACUGGUUGAAUGCAUGCGUCGGUAUAGCGGAAAACAAUAUAGGGGCCGUGGAAGCCUAUCUGGAGUGUGGUGGCGAUCCAAGCCGGGCCCUUACAUCCGCAGAAGCGUUUCUUAUUAGCCGCAACAAUUGUGCAUUUGACGUUGGUCACACGCUGAUUCAUCUGGCCAUCAGGUUUCAUCGUGACGAGAUGUUGCCACUACUGUUGGCCCAAAUUUCCGGCUCCGGUCCCGGUAUUAAGCGAGUGCCGGCCUAUGUUGCACCGGAUCUUGCCAGCGACAUACGUCGCCACUUUGCGCAAUCGCUACGUAUACGCAAGGCGUCUUUCAACUGCCAGUUCGUGAAUGAACAUGCCACCUUUUCGCUGCCGGCCGAUAUCGAGGAGCUUCCGCUGGUGCUGCAGGAGCAGCUGUACGAGGAGUUGUUGGACAAGGAUGCGCAAAAACAGCUGGAGAUGCCACCGCCUGCACUGAACUGGUCGUUAGAAAUCACGGAACGGCUCGGUUCGCGGUUGAUGGUGCUGUGGAAUCGUAGCGCCGGUGACUGUUUGCUCGAUUCCGUCAUGCAGGCAACCUGGGGUGUAUUUGAUCGCGAUAAUACGCUCCGCCGGGCGUUGGCUGACAGCUUACACCAGUGCAGUCAUAUUUUUUAUCCACGUUGGAAAGAGAAUGAACUGUUUCAGGCGGCUUUGCUUCAGUACACCGUCGGUGAGAUGCAGCUGGAGAAGGACUGGAACACGCUACUAUCGCUAGCUAGUCAUCCGGGAUCGUCCCUAGAGCAGCUACACAUCUUUGCCCUGGCACACAUCAUGCGCCGACCGAUCAUUGUGUACGGCGUAAAGUACGUGAAAAGCUUUCGCGGUGAAGACAUUGGAUUGGCCCGGUUCGAAGGUGUUUAUCUGCCGCUGCUGUGGGAACAGAGCUUCUGCAUCACAUCCCCGAUUGCGCUUGGAUACACACGGGGUCACUUUAGCGCGCUUGUACCGACCGAUCCCUACUCACGAAUCGAUGCAACACGGGACGACCGGGAAGACAUUACCUUUUUGCCUCUGAUGGACUGUGAGAUGAAGCUACUGCCGAUUCAUUUUUUGACCAAAAAUGAGACUGGUCGCGAAGAAAUGCUACUCCGGCAAUGGUUAGAAGUGUGCGAAACCGAAGGAGGAUUGCUUGUCGCGCAGCAGAAGCUUCACAAACGUCCACUAUUAGUCGCUCAACUGCUUGAGGAAUGGCUUAACCACUAUCGUAGGAUAGCGAUCUCGAGGCUGUUUUAAAAUAUAGAUCGUUCUAAUCGUGCUAGUGUGUAGUACAGUAUUGCGGAACAUCCUGUACAUGUCCUGGGCUGGUGCAGACAGAUUAGGCAGGCUUUAAAAUUUAAAAACCGCUUCCGAGCUAAUCGUUCCCCUAGUCCUGUUACACGGGUCAUUACGGAAAUGCUUAAAAUUCGUGAUUUAUCUACUACGGUGAGUUCGGUAGCGUGGUUAGUUAGUAGCAUGUUUCCUUUCUCCGAGCACAGACACAGACACGUGCGUGCCAACUGAUGGCAUAAUUUCCUUCCCUGGUGCAUUGUACACCAUUGUUUUAACUGUUUUUGCAGUGGUGCCGUGAAUUUUGUUUCAUUUUGGAAUGGCACAAAUGGCAGUCUACAGUUGCUACAGUUUGCUGUAAAACGUGAAAAAUUAAUCUAAAGCUGUGAAAAAAAACAAAACUGCACUUGGAAGCCGUUCCUCUUACAACGGUUUAGGGCGGUUUAAGAUAUCAUUUUGCUAACAAGAAAGCAUUACGAUAUGGGUGCUACUACUCGAUUCGUAUCAAAAUCCGUAUCAAGAGAGUAUAUUUUUGUAUCCGUUUUUUCCGCACCCAAUAGUAUAUUCAUUCCUAUUGUGCGUCACAUGUAACAUGGCGGUUUUUAUUUUUAAAUAGAUAACCAAUGUUUAAUAUCCCUGUUAACAUGUUUAUUCCAACUAAAUAUCGCGUUAUUCCCUUCAUUACAUGCGUGUGGCAUUAUAAAAGAGGGACCGUUUUUUAAUCAUUCAUCGACAAGCAACUAUAUCUAUAUAUGCUUUUCAUGAACAGAUUUCUCUCCAAAUUCCUUACCAAUCAAGAAGCACGUACCCAGUUAGGCGCGAAUUGUGCCUUUUUUUAAAGUAAAGCAAAUUAAACGAAUUAAUAUCGCAAUCCCAUUAGAAACAAUGGUUUGCAGAGUGUUUAAAGAGAUGAAUUUAAAAAUCCCCGUUCUGCAUGAAAGUCAAUUUUCAAUCCAAUUUGAAUCAAAACUUCUGUUUUUUUUUUAAACAAAACUAUACGAAAUAGUUACGUGAUAGGUGUAGGUUGAGAAGAAAGUGGAUGCACUUAAUGAAAAUGGGUUUAACAUUGGCAAUGUUGAUGGAUAGAAUUACACCCAAAACAUACGUGCUAUGGUAAGCAAGCGUGAGAAAAGCAGCACCAUUAGUGGCAGCCUUGCCUGGUUUGGUAAGAAUUUUAGUGGGCAGGAGCAACAAUGGAUUACAGUUGAAUAAGAUACAGUUGGAAAACAAAAUGAAUUAAUUCAUGAAACUACCAUAGUAAUUUCCCGUACGUGUGUGUGCAUCUGUGUGUGUGUCAAACACAGUAUAAUAAUAAUAGUAGAUAAGCUAAUGCAGUACGCUCAGAGGCCGAACAAUAAUAUUAAUGAACUAUAUAUUCUAGCAGUCAUGCAUCAAAGGUGAAUAUGUAGAUGCGUCGAAGGCAUAGUUUCGCUUAGCAAGUUGAGUUCCAAUUACAGGCAGUUAAAAGUUGUGUAGCGAAAAGGAGGAUAAUAGAUCUAAUCUAUUUGCGGCGACAGUUUCUUUCGUACCACACACUAUCAAUACCUAUAUCGAUACCACAAACACAUUGUUGAAUAUUGUUAAGUUUCGAAGUGAAGUUCUUUUUUUUUGGGUUCAAAACUGGUAGCAUGUAUAAAGAGUUACGUUCAGCAAACACACGCAACAGCUGUAUGAAGCAUUAUACGUACAUAUAUGUUUUAAAAUAAAUUAUUUUUUGCUCACAAUGUAAACAAAA
This is a messenger RNA of Anopheles funestus (African malaria mosquito), 4527 nucleotides long. It is a transcript of the gene trbd, whose product is annotated as ubiquitin thioesterase trabid. The transcript has 6 exons. Gene Ontology annotation, molecular function: K63-linked polyubiquitin modification-dependent protein binding; cysteine-type deubiquitinase activity. NCBI's taxonomy places the organism in Eukaryota, Metazoa, Arthropoda, Insecta, Diptera, Culicidae. Gene Ontology annotation, biological process: positive regulation of Wnt signaling pathway; protein K29-linked deubiquitination; protein deubiquitination involved in ubiquitin-dependent protein catabolic process. The coding region runs from base 423 to 2759 and encodes 778 amino acids. The record is from RefSeq and is a predicted model, not a curated record. Gene Ontology annotation, cellular component: nucleus; cytoplasm.